Messenger RNA from Scatophagus argus, 2442 nucleotides. RefSeq names its product NALCN channel auxiliary factor 1 (gene nalf1a). The coding region runs from base 528 to 1685 and encodes 385 amino acids. Lineage: Eukaryota; Metazoa; Chordata; Actinopteri; Scatophagidae. Gene Ontology annotation, cellular component: plasma membrane. Gene Ontology annotation, biological process: calcium ion import across plasma membrane. The transcript has 3 exons. Gene Ontology annotation, molecular function: stretch-activated, monoatomic cation-selective, calcium channel activity. The record is from RefSeq and is a predicted model, not a curated record.
UUGACGCAGCUGCCUGCAAACACACACCGUCUCUUGGCGAACAUGGCGGCAACUUGACAACGGCAGCGAGAUGAAGACGGUGAGGGCUUGAAAAAGAAAAGAGGUCUGUAACAGGCUGUAGGCCCAUCCGCUGACACAAAGGCAGACAGCUUCGCCAUGUUGGAAGAGGAUAGCGCCCUUGUCCCUGCACGACCGAGGCCGGGGAAAACGUAAACGCGUCGGUGUUUCUAAAAACGGAGUCGAGGCUACGCAGAGGAGCGGAGCGGCGCGGCGCGGCGCGGAGCUCAGGGCGGACGGGAGGACAGCGGCUUCACCGGUCAGCCAUGGAGGAUGCGGCCCGUGGUCGCCAGCGUCUAAUUUGCCAUCCGGCCCACGCUCAUUUUAAUGGGAAUUACCGCUGAUCGCAAAGGCAAGCCGGGACAACCCACCACCUGACACUUGAGGGGAGGAAAACGCGAAGCGGACCCCACGUCAAUGACUGUUGCGGCAGAGGAGCCCCCACGGUGGAGUCGGCCGGUUCCCAAAAUAUGACCAGGGGUGCUGGGACGUGUUGGCAGCAAGAAGAUGACGACGGCUUCCAAAUCUGGCUAGAGCCCCCCCGCGACAACCAAAAGCCAUUCACCGACUCAGAGAGGGCGCAGAGAUGGCGACUGUCCUUGGCAUCCCUCUUGUUCUUAACCAUCCUCCUCUCUGAUCACCUGUGGUUCUGCGCCGAGGCCAAACUGGCCCGGACCCGGGUCAAGUUCGCAUCCUCCAACCUCCUCUCACCCCAGACCCACUCAGCACACAGCAGCCUCAGCGGAAACCCAUAUGCUAUUUUUAUAGGAAACUCUACCAAACAUUUGUGGCGGCUUGAAACUUGCCACCAGAAUAGUUUAUCUAAAAACUGCUUUGCUUCCGCAGAUGCCGACCAUUUGUGCGGGGGCCUUUCGGACAAAGAGGGUAAGCGGGCUGUAAAUAUGAGCGAUUUGUACCUUUCCUUUUGUAACUCCUACUCUCUGCUGGAUUUGUUUUACGGGUCGACAAGUCCGGACAAUUUGAACUGCAGCCUCGACGUGCUCGGCGAUGGCGACACCACCAGAUGCAGCCUGUGCGUCCAGGCGUACCAGCGCUACGACCAGCACGCCCAGGAGAAAUACGAGGACUUUGAGCUCCUGACUCAGAAAUAUGAGCCGGGGGCAUAUUCAGUGAGGACGUGCAUGGAGCAGUGCAAGACGGCCUAUAAGCCCUGGUUGUGCGCUCAGUAUUUCCCCACCACCCAGCACUCCUGUCAGAAGAGGAUACCGUGCCACCAGUACUGCCUGGAGGUGCAGCAAAGCUGUCCGUUCAUCCUGCCCGAUAACGACGACCUGAUCCACGGCGGCAGCCCCAGCUUCAUCUGCACAGGACUCUUGGGAGAUCAUCUAUUAGACAGUGAGGCCGAGUGCUGCGACGUUCGAUGGGACUCCAAAAUGGACAACCCCUCAGGCGGGACACUAAAAAGGACUGCUUCUUCCUGCCAGCCUGAGGGGGCCUCAGUCACCUCAGCUGCCACCCCGAGACUGUGCAGCGGGCGACUGAAGAUCUGCCUGCUGGCCCUCGUCCUCCUACACACUGUCAUCAUCAUUUCAUCCUCCCAUAAUUCUACAUUGGUUGGCGUGGCUGCCAUUUUCUCACCAGAGGAGAGUGCUUCUAAUGAGGAGUGAACCUUGGGGUUGUAUCUGAAGAGUGAUGUCGCUCGAGAGGAUUAUGGCUUUCACAAUGUCAUGGCUGCCAGGGACACAUCUGGCAAGACAUGCUGGAAAUGCCUCUACAGUCUGCCGCAGAUGAACCAUCAACGACAGGAAGUGGGAGGGUUUUAACUGGAGCUAAGGGUGCUGGGAUUAGACAUCGACCGAAUCGAGAUGUUUGAGAACCACCCACCCCCUAAAGAACUGACCUCUUGCCACUUGAAACCUGCUCAUUGUUUCUAUUCCAUCCAAAUGUUUUGCAGCAUAUUGUCCCUUAUAUUCCCUCCCUCUCCCCCCCUUCCCUCCACCCUCCCCUUCCCCUUCUGACGUUUUCGUUGUGUGUAUGGAUGGCAUGUCAGAGGAAAAAACGGACAUCGAUGAGGUGUGCGCUCUCACUCAUCAUUACCUUUAGAUUUUUGCUGCAUUUUUUUUCAGGUGCCAGAAUGUUUUGACAUAUCAGCUGUGUUCCACUUCCUACUAUCCAUCACCUCGAAGACAUCUUACUACUUUGUAUGUGAUGUUGCCCGAGGGCCUGCCAGGACUAGUUCACCCAUCACACCUGUGUCUUGUUUCCCUGAAAACAAAAUGUAUGUGGUUCUUCUAUAUUCCAAUGUUCAGCUUGUAUUUUGUCCCACAAAAAUUUAUUUUCAUCCCUUAUGCCUACAUGUUUUAGGACCUUAAGUGCUCUGAGACUGGCUUGCUUUAUCUUCUCACUUAUUGGGCCAUUGAGGAA